AUGAACGCGCAGUUUCCCAACGCGAGCGAGGUCGUGGAGUAUCGAGACCCGCUCACCAAAGUGGUCAUCAAAAAUGUGAUUGUGGUCGUCCUCGGCCUGUCCGUCAACUACAUCAACAUCAGCCUCAUGCACACCUUCUGCAAGCACCAGAUAUUCUACACCAACCCUCGCUACAUCCUCUUCUUCAACCUGGUGCUCAACGACAUGCUCCAAGUGAGCAUGACUGUGGUCCUCUUUGUCAUCAGCUACACCCUCCACAAGAUCAACGUGUGCGUGUGCGCCACCUUCAUCCUGCUGACGGUCACGCCCCUCAACCUGGCAUGCAUGGCGGCCGAGUGCUACAUCGCAGCGUGCCUACCGCUGCAGCACACAAACAUCUGCAAGGUCAACAAGACCCUCAUUCUCAUCGCUCUGAUUUGGACAACCAGCAUGAUCUCGGCUCUGCCUGACCUCUUUGUCAUGUUGGCCACCGAGCCGCAUGACUUCUUCUCUUCCAGAGUGUUCUGCAUCCGAAAGAACGUCUUCCGCAACCCGCUGCUUUUCAGGAAGCGGGACAUCACCUACAUUGUGUCCCUGUUGGUAGUUUGGAGUUGUUUGGAGUUGCUUAGAGAUGACGUAUUGGAAAAUAAAGGGUUAACAGGGAGGUACGUGGCAAUGCUAAACUUCACCCCCCCAGGCCUGGUGGACGCUCUGACAGGCAACAGCAGCUCGCUGGGUGGCGGCGGCGGGGAGGCGGUGCCUAAAGACAGCUUCUCCAACGCCUUGGCCAAGAACAUCGUGGCCAUGAUGGUGUGGCUCACACUUAGCGUCAUCAACGGCAGCAUGGUGCACACCUUCCUGCGACACAGCGUGUUCUACGACAACCCGCGGUACAUCAUGUUUAUCUACAUGGUCGUCAACGACGCCCUGCAGCUGAGUUUGGUGACGGCGCUCUACGUGGUCAGUUACAUCUUCAGGAGGAUCCACGCCUCUGUCUGCUGCCUGCUGAUCAUGACUGCGGUCCUGACCACACGUUCCACGCCACUCAUCCUGGCGGGCAUGGCGGUGGAGCGGUACGUGUCCAUCUGCUUCCCACUGCACUACACCCAGAUGUGCACGGUGCCACGCACGCUGCUCCUCAUCGGCGCCAUCCUCAUCCUGACCGCCACGCCGCCCGUCACCGACCUGCUGAUCACCGUGCUGAAGGAGCCGCCCAGCUUCUUCCACGCCGCCAUCUUCUGCGACCACUCGCUGCUCUUCCGCCAUCGCGCCAUCUACUACAAGAACUUUGUCUUUGACGGUGCCUACUUGUCCUUCGUCUUCCUCACCCUCCUCUUCACCUACUGCAAAAUCAUGAUGACGGCGCGCGCCGCCUCCGCCGGCCUGGCGUCUGUUACCAGGGCCCGAAACACCGUGCUGCUCCACGGCCUGCAGCUGCUGCUGUGCAUGCUGGCCUUCGUGGUUCCGUCGCUGCAGGCGGCGCUCAUCUCGCUCUUUCCGCUUCUCAGCCUGGAGAUCCGCUACAUCUUCUUCCUGCUGGUCUACAUCAUCCCUCGCUUCCUCAGUCCCGUCGUCUACGGUUUCAGAGACGAGCUCUUCAGGAAGUACUGGACCCGCUACCUGGCCUGUCAGAGCCACGCCAACGUGCGCAUCGGCGCCGCUGCUUGA
Molecule: messenger RNA, 1647 nt
Organism: Dunckerocampus dactyliophorus (ringed pipefish)
Lineage: Eukaryota; Metazoa; Chordata; Actinopteri; Syngnathiformes; Syngnathidae
Gene: or90a1
Product: odorant receptor, family 90, subfamily A, member 1
Exons: 7
Coding region: 1-1647 (548 amino acids)
Biological process (GO): G protein-coupled receptor signaling pathway
Cellular component (GO): membrane
Molecular function (GO): G protein-coupled receptor activity
Source: RefSeq, a predicted model, not a curated record